AACUUAUUAAAUUACUUUUACUUUGACCCGUUUCUUUUGUCCUGGUCGGUGUUCUAAACAACUGUAUCCAGACACCUUAAAUUCUUACCCUAUGGGAGCUCAAAUCCCUCAAUUUUUCUUUCUCAGUAUAUUGUAAUAGUGCAUUUCCAUUCCUCACUUGCUAAUUCCUUUCCUGUAGUUUUAUGAAGAGGUGCCACGGGAUAGUGAACAAAACAUUUAUCAGGACAUCUUGUAAACAUCUUGAUUACUAUACAUCAUCAAAAUCAUUAAUGAUUCAUCAGCUAAACACAAUGGAAAAUCAUUCCGUGCCUGAGAGAUUUGUCCUGAUUUGCAUACAGUUAAUUUUAAUUCAAUUUUCUCUUAAAAAUUAUAAACUUCAUCUAGCUUUAGAUGGGCUCUAAAAGGGUAAGGGCUAAUAUUUUAUAUUUUAUCUGAAUGUUAAUUAAUAAGAUAAUCUUCUAAUGUUUUCAUUCAGUACAGUGUUGUUCUUGAUGCUGGCUCAACACAUACAGAUCUGAUGGUUUACCGUUGGACAAAAAAGGAUAUUAUCCAUCACACUGGACUUGUAAAACAGAUUGGUUAUUGUACAAGCAAAGGAGGAAGUAUUUCCAGCUACUCAAAAACGAAUCCUAAUCAAGCAGGGGAAUCUCUUCAAAAUUGCAUUGAUGAUACUGCCAAAAAGUUGAUUCCUUCAUAUUUACAUCAUAAGUCACCAAUUUAUCUUGGGGCUACUGCAGGAAUGAGACUUGUAGAGAAAGUGGAUGAAAAGGCUGCCAAAGCAAUUAUGAAAUCAGUCAGACAUGCAUUAUUCAAGUCAAAUUUUAAGUUUGGAGAUGGCAAUGCCAGGAUUAUCACUGGAGAAGAAGAAGGUUUGUCGUCAUGGGUAACAGUCAAUUAUUUGAAAGGAACACUGCUUUAUAGAGAGAUUUUAUCCAAUUCAAGACGUGGCGAGUCCAAUAGUUACUUGGUUGGUUCUCUUGACAUGGGUGGAGCAUCAACUCAGAUUACAUUUUCUCCAARUCACUCUGAUAUUAUCCCCUCAAGUUAUGUAAAGGAACUGAGAUUGUACGGCAAGACAUAUCAGCUGUAUACUCACAGUUAUUUGUGUUAUGGCAAGAAAGAGGCUGAAAGACGACUGAUGGCUUUAUUAUUACAUGACAAGUUGGAUGAAGUUCGUAUCAAUCGUACCAUGGCCAAUCCWUGUGCAAAUGUUGGUCUUGUUGAAAAUAUAGCUAUUAAUUACAUAACAAAAUCUCCAUGUAUCAAGGAACCGUCUUCUGGUUGGCAUAUCAAUGGCUCUUAUGUUGCUAUCUAUGGUACUUCAAAUGUAUCUCAGUGUAUAUCUUAUGUGAAAAGACUGUUCAACUUUACCAAUUGUUUAUCAAACAAUUGUUCCUUUAAUAGUGUCUAUCAACCACCAGUUAAUGAUACUCAAUUUGUGGCGUUUUCAAGCUACUACUAUAUGGUAGAUGAUCUUAAUUUGACAGGGAAUGGUAAUAUAACACUCACAAAACUCAAAGAAACAGCAGACACGUUUUGUGGGCAAUCUUGGUCACAGAUAAUAAAAGGAAAACCACCAAAAAAAGCAACAGUGUUCAAGACUGUCUGUUUUGAUGCCCAGUAUAUUUAUUUUAUCCUAASAAAAGGCUACCAUAUCAAUGAUGACACGUCACAAGUGCGCUUUACUAACAAAAUUCAAGGUACUUCCUUAGGUUGGGCCCUUGGUUUUAUGAUUAAUGCAACAAACCUUAUCCCGGACAAAGAACCUGAAUACCGAGUACAGACGGUAGCAUUUUUGGCGGUUAUCRUCGUUGGAGCAAUUCUCUUAAGUCUUGGCGUGUUACUAUUAAUCAUGGCGUCACGAAGGGUUAUCGAUCGAUGGAAAUCUAACACUGGACCCUCGGCUUAAUCGUACCGGCGCGUCUAAAGUUUCUGCAACAUUUUACAAGAGUGCAAACACUAAAACCAUGAAAACUUUGGUAGUCAAAUAUUGCUAAAUUGUACUGAAUUAUUCGGAUUCCUUUGUUUUCUAUUUUGU
Exaiptasia diaphana is the source of this 2038-nucleotide messenger RNA. RefSeq names its product ectonucleoside triphosphate diphosphohydrolase 2. The record is from RefSeq and is a predicted model, not a curated record. Gene Ontology annotation, biological process: nucleoside diphosphate catabolic process. Gene Ontology annotation, molecular function: GDP phosphatase activity; UDP phosphatase activity. NCBI's taxonomy places the organism in Eukaryota, Metazoa, Cnidaria, Anthozoa, Actiniaria, Aiptasiidae. The transcript has 8 exons. Bases 518 to 1909 code for a protein of 463 amino acids. Gene Ontology annotation, cellular component: plasma membrane.